AUGGAGGGUGUAGCAUUGGGUGUUCUAUUGAAUACACUGAAAUCCGUGGUGCUGGUAUAUAUACAGCAGCAGAAGGAGCAAUCGCGGGUGAUCAAGGAUGCUACUGAAAACGUGGAUCAGCUGGAGAAUGAUAUCUGGUUUUUAACAAAUUUUGAGGAAGAGUCCAUGAAAAGACGUAAGAAGGAGAAUUUAAUCAUGAAAGAGCUCCUCAGGGACGUGCGUAGCAGUAUUUACGAUGCACGAGACGCCAUUGACUCCUUCCUGGCUGGUGGCGUCGGAAAGCCAAAAGCAAAGCUCGCCGAAAUCGCCCAACUUGUGGAGUCCAUCAGAAAAAAGAUCACACCUCUCCGCCACAAGGUUGAAGCGCAAUAUGAAACCGGCGGCAUCCAGAAUGCCCAGGAUGAAGAAUCUGCAGAAUAUAUGUACCCACCAGGAAAACCCAAGUAUGUGGUGGGUUUUGAUGCUAAGGAACAACAAAUAAAGGAUCGUCUUACUCAACAUACCCAACACAUCGAUGCCAUCUUCGUUACUGGUAUGCACGGCGUUGGUAAGACAACACUGGUGGCCAAGAUCUUCCAUGAUCCAACAGUUCGAAAUAAUUUCAGCAUACCACCCUUAUGGAUUCGUGUUUCUCAACCUUCAACGAAGAAUAUUUUGCUCGCCAUUCUGAAGCAACUUGAUGAACUCCCUGAAGAUGCAGCUCAAAGGUGUGCUCAAGAUCUAUCCAAAUUGGUUGCGGAAUGCUUGGAGCGAACGAAGUUCUUGAUUGUCAUCGAUGAUGUGUGUGAGAUUGACAAUAUGCUCAUGACUGCUUUUGAGAAGAGCAAUGAAGAUAGCAAAAUCUUGAUCACCAGCAAUAAUAAUGAGACGGCGAGAUCAGUGGGUCGGGAUAAUCCUUCCAUAGAGUUGCAGCCGCUGAAACGUGAAGAAAGCUGGAAUCUACUGCAAUAUAUGGUUUUUGGCGACGUCGGAUGUCCUCCCGAGUUGGAAAAAAUUGGGAACCUGAUUGCAGUGCAGUGUGAUGGCCUGCCAAAGACAAUAGAGAUCGUGGCUGGUAUUCUUGCCAAGAAGGAUUCAAGGAAAUUUGAAAUGAAUGAAAGGCUAAAAAUUUGGAAAAAUGUAAGCGGAAGCAUGCGUAUUUAUUUCAUUAAAGACCAAGGGAGGUCAAAUAUACUGUCAAGUUACCAUAACUUGGACUCUGACUUGAGACCUUGCUUACUUUAUAUGGGAAUAUUCCCACAGCGCUCUAAGUUUUCGGUCUCAAAAUUGAUUCGGAUGUGGAUUGCAGAAGGAUUUGUUCGGGCAAACGAAAGUUUGAGCUUGGAGGAGAUUGCACAUACCUAUUUGAAAUCUCUUAUUGACAGAAAUUUGGUUAUUGUUGAUGACCAAAAACCAGAUGGCUCAGCUAAAAUAUGCAGCAUGAAUUAUCUGAUGUACGAGUUUUGCAAAACUGAAGCUGGAAAUGAGAGAGAGAACUUUCUUGAAGAAGUGAAGAAAUCUAAAACAGAUGGAGCUUUUCUUCCUUCAAUUGAUGAAGUGGAGAAAUAUCGUCGUGUUUGUGUUCACACUGAUCUCUCUAAAUUCAUCUCUACAUUUAUCUCUUUAAGAAGUCGCAGUAGCCUCCGAGUCCGCCUCCGGUCGUUUAUUUCCCACUCAAAAGAGACUUGCCCCCUAAAGAAGAAAGACAUUUCGGUCAUUCGUGCAGCUUUCACACUUCUUAGGGUGUUGGAUGCUAAGCCAAUGGGAUUCACCGAAUUUCCUGGCGACUUGUACCGGCUGGUUCAUCUGCGCUACGUCACCCUCUCUCUCAAAGGAGAUGUUCUUCCUAAAGACAUCUACAAGCUUCGCAGCAUACAAACUCUUGUAGUUCAUACAACGUCGCCUUCCCUCAAGAUCAAAGCUGAUAUCUUGAAGAUGACUGAGCUAAGACAUUUUAAGACAAAUGCAUCUGCGACUUUGCCCAAGACAGACACGAAGUGCAAUGAUGGUGAACAGCUUCAGACACUGUGUGGAAUUUCACCAAAAAGUUGCACAGAAAUCUUCUUUGACAAGGCUCUCAAUUUGAAGAAGUUGGGCAUCCGCGGGCAGCUGGCAUUGCUUGUUGAUGGCAGGAAUGAGUUGUUGAGGAAACUGGCUAAUGUCGAGAAACUGAAGCUACUGAAUGACGUAACAGGUUCAAAUUCGAAAUGGAAACUGAUGGAUGUAACGGGUUCAAAUUCGAAAGGGAAAUUGUUUAGCCUUCCUCAGCGCUCUGAUCAGUUUCCUCCCAAUAUGGUAAGCCUAACGCUGUCCGCCACUGAUCUUGCUUGGGACCAAAUCAAAAUCCUCGGAUCACUGCACAAUCUCGAGGAGCUCAAGCUGAAAGAUAAUGCAUUUGUGGGGGACAAGUGGGAGUUCAGUGGGGACGACAAAGGUUUACCCCAUCUUCAAGCCUUGCACAUUGAAGGCCUGGAUUUCGUUCAUUGGCAAGCUUCAAGUGUUUACUUCCCCGAGCUCAGAAAGCUUGAGCUGUCCAACUGCACCAAACUUAUGGCGCUCCCGCUUGGCCUCGCUGAUAUAGUGAAUCUUAAGAAGUUGCAGUUGAGCAAUACGAUAUCUGCUAAUGCCUCUGCCCGAACCAUUCGUGAUGCUAAAAAAGGAGCUUCUUUGGAUCUCCAUAUCUCUUGA
Messenger RNA from Salvia hispanica, 2667 nucleotides. RefSeq names its product late blight resistance protein R1-A-like. NCBI's taxonomy places the organism in Eukaryota, Viridiplantae, Streptophyta, Magnoliopsida, Lamiales, Lamiaceae. Gene Ontology annotation, molecular function: ADP binding. Gene Ontology annotation, biological process: defense response to other organism. The record is from RefSeq and is a predicted model, not a curated record.